Messenger RNA from Drosophila rhopaloa, 2101 nucleotides. Its product is annotated as double-stranded RNA-specific editase 1-like. Lineage: Eukaryota; Metazoa; Arthropoda; Insecta; Diptera; Drosophilidae. The transcript is spliced from 4 exons. Bases 825 to 1847 code for a protein of 340 amino acids. The record is from RefSeq and is a predicted model, not a curated record.
AAAGCAUUUGCAAUAGCCACUAAAAGCGGGUUAAUCGAAAGUGCAGACCGUUGUCCGAAUUCAACCAGCAUCCAGUCCACAAUGCAUCCCCUUGAAUUCCAGGAUCCACACUCCACCCCCACAUUUUCCAAUCAUUCCAUUCUGCUUGUGCUUUCGAACAACCAGAGAUGGCCAGCACUGAGAUAGUUUCCAGCUUUUAUGGCUACUGAAAAUGCAUUCACCCGAAAUUGUAACUAAAAUUAUUAGUUUUGCGUCAGAUAGCAAUGCCCAUUCACUCCACCGAAAGUGCCCGAAACGAGAUGCCGGCAAUGAACACAGGCCAAAACAAAUUUGAAUGAUUUUUAUAGUUAGCUUUGAAAGUUUUAUAUAUAGUCCUGUUGAAUUAAAAAUCAACAUUUCUACCUAAAACUUCAAAUUUAUCAGUUUUUUCGAUCCGUCUUGACUUCUUGACUUUUUAGUUAAAGUUGAAAAAACUUGUUUUUUUCUACAAGAUUUUCCCUUAUACAUUUUGUCAAUUGGUUUUUUUAAUUGAUCAGACAAAGUGAAAUUGUCAGUCUCAAGAGUGUCAUUGGCCAAAAGCGAUGACUGGAGAACCCACAGUGGCUGGUCAAGUGGCUCCUUGGGCAUAGAGCUUCGUUUCGGGGCACUCGGGUCGCAGCAAUGGCCAUGGCUAGUUCCUGAACUAUGGUUUUUAGUAGACCAGCGAGCCUCCUUUGGAGGGACUGUAGAAGACCCGCGACUGGCCUGCACGAGGAGUUCGAUUGAAUCCAAAUUCGGUUAGAGCGGGAAAAAACGUGCCUGGCAAGAAACCGGAUGCCUGUCCCAUGAACAGUGCCAUCAAAGAGGAUGACGAGAUGGCCGAGGACUCUCCAGUCGAGAAAACGCAGACCACGGAAUCCCCGGCUGAGAACAAUACGGACCAGGAAAGAGCGGACUCCAUGGACGAUGCCAUAGUCGAGAAUGUCUAUGUAGACAUUAGCACGAAGAAUGGUGGCAACGGCAAAAUCCCCUUCAAGGAGAUCUUCUUGAAGCGCAAGAAGUCCUCCGAACGCAUCCGGGACAAGAAGCUGCGCCAGAACCGCCAGCUGCGCAAGUCCAUGCUGCCGAAGAACGCCUUGAUGGCCCUCAACGAGGUGAAGGGCGUGACCAUCAGCGAUUUCAUUAUCGAAAGUGAUUCGCACGGCGGAUUCACGGCCUUGGUCACGGUGAACUCCAAUCAGUACGAGGGCAAGGGUCUCUCCAAGAUGUCCGCCAAGAAUGCGGCCUGUGAGAAGGCCUGGCGCGACUUCAUCAUUGCCAAGAUGAAGGCCAAGAGUCCCAAGCAAAAGCCCGUCAGUGGCGACGAGGUGACUGCGGACGGCCAUGCCGAGGACGACGCAAUGGAGACGAACGAGAGCGAUGCCGAGUCCCAGGACGAUGAGCUGCCCAUGCUGAAUCUGGCCUCGUUUGCCAUCUACAAACUGUUUUCCGAGUGGGAGCGUGAGGGCUUCCCGGUGCCGCAGAUGCAUCCUUCGGCCAGCACUGCUGUUGCAGAUGGAAAGGAAACCGCACCACUGGCGCCCGUGGGGCCCAAGGAGCCCAAGAAGCCGCCAAUCCGGACCGAGCUGCCCGCUGGCUGGGAGACUCUGCACCCGGCCUCACUUUUGUCCAUUAUGCGCCCCGGAAUCUCGUACGUGAAUUUUGGAGAGCCCGGAGACCAGCCGAAUAUGCCCCAGUGCUUAAGCGUGACAGUGGACAAUCAGGAGUUCAUCGGCACCGGAAGAUCGAAGAAGAUAGCCCGUCGCAAUGUGGCCGCUACUGUGUGCAACGCGUUGUUUGAAACUAACUUCAUCUGCGAGGAGCAAUAAGCAGCUCCUGUUUGAAAUAAGCACACCUAAGACAAUUGAAUCUGAACAAAUGAUUCAAAGUAACACAGUAUAGACGACAUAAUUACCAAAACUGUAAACUGUCUAAAAACCAUUUAUAGGGAUGCAAUUGAAAUUGUAUAUGACUUAAAUUUUCAUAAUGCAGAAAUAUCUGCAUUUUUUACUUGUAUUUUUAUUUUAACGGAUUGAUUUAUCAAUUGAAAAUAUAUUGCAUGUUGAAACAACAUGAAAUUAAA